AAUUUAGAAAGCCCAGCACUUCAACAACUUUCAUUUACUGUCAGACGAGGGGAAUUAUUGGCUGUGAUUGGUCCUGUAGGAGCUGGAAAAUCUUCGCUCUUAAGUGCUGUGCUUGGUGAGCUGCCUAAAGACAAAGGUUUGAUAAAUGUUACUGGAAGAAUAGCCUAUGUUUCUCAACAGCCUUGGGUGUUUUCUGGUACAGUAAGAAGUAAUAUACUGUUUGACAAGGAAUAUGAGAAAGAAAAAUACGAAAAAGUUUUAAAAGUCUGUGCUCUUAAAAAGGACUUGGAAUUAUUAGCAAAUGGUGACCUAACAGUAAUAGGAGAUCGUGGAGCUACGUUAAGCGGGGGACAGAAGGCCCGUGUAAAUCUGGCCAGAGCUGUGUAUCAGGAUGCAGACAUCUAUCUUUUGGAUGAUCCACUGAGUGCAGUAGAUGCUGAAGUUGGAAGACAUUUGUUUGAAAAAUGUAUUUGUCAGGCCUUACAUCAGAAGAUCACUGUUUUGGUCACUCACCAGUUGCAGUAUCUCCGUGCUGCAAAUCAGAUUCUAAUUUUAAAAGAUGGUAAAACAGUGGGGAAAGGUACAUAUUCAGAGUUCCUGAGAUCUGGCAUCGACUUUGCUUCCCUUAUGAAAAAAGAUGAGGAGGUAGAACAGCCAUCGGUUCCAGGAACCCCCAGCAUGAAGUCUGCCCGGAGCCGAACCUUCUCAGAGUCCUCUGUCUGGUCCCAGGAUUCUUCUGUCCACUCACAGAAGGAUGGAGCAGUGGAGCAACCACCUGCUGAAAAUGCACUGGCUGCGGUGCCAGAGGAGAGUCGCUCUGAGGGAAAAAUAAACUUUAAGGUUUACAGAAAAUAUUUCACUGCAGGAGCAAACUACUUCGUGAUUUUUAUACUUCUAGUAUUCAAUAUUUUGGCACAGGUGGCAUAUGUGCUCCAGGACUGGUGGCUUUCUUACUGGGCAAAUCAUCAAGAAAAGUUGAAUGUCACAACAAAUGGAAAUAAUGGAGCAAAUGAGACUGAACAUCUAGACCUUAACUUUUAUUUGGGAAUUUAUGCAGGUUUAACAGUGGCUACAAUACUGUUUGGCAUAAUAAGAAGUCUCCUGGUGUUUCAAGUUCUUGUUAAUUCUGGUCAGACUUUGCACAACAAAAUGUUUCAAUCCAUUUUGAAAGCUCCUGUCUUGUUUUUUGACAGAAAUCCUAUAGGAAGAAUCUUAAAUCGUUUCUCCAAAGAUAUUGGCCACCUGGAUGACUUGCUUCCAUUGACGUUUUUGGACUUCGUGCAGACUCUCCUACAGAUUUUUGGUGUGGUGGCUGUGGCUGUGGCAGUGAUUCCUUGGAUACUCAUCCCCUUAAUCCCACUAUUUAUUCUUUUCAUUUUUCUUCGACGAUAUUUCUUAGACACUUCAAGAGAUAUUAAACGUCUAGAAUCCACAACUCGAAGUCCAGUGUUCUCCCACUUGUCGUCAUCCCUCCAGGGACUUUGGACUAUUCGGGCUUUGAAAGCAGAGGAAAGAUUUCAAAAAUUAUUUGAUGCACACCAAGACCUCCACUCAGAGGCCUGGUUUCUAUUUUUGACGACCUCGAGGUGGUUUGCUGUGCGUCUGGAUGCCAUCUGUGCCAUUUUUGUUAUAGUGGUUGCUUUUGGUUCCCUGCUUCUUGCCAAGACUUUGAAUGCGGGGCAGGUUGGUUUGGCACUAUCCUAUGCAAUCACCCUCAUGGGAACAUUCCAGUGGGGUGUUAGACAAAGUGCUGAAGUUGAAAACCUGAUGAUAUCAGUAGAAAGAGUCAUGGAAUACACAGAACUUGAAAAAGAAGCUCCUUGGGAGACCAACAAGCAUCCACCACCCGAAUGGCCAAGCCAAGGAAUGAUAGCAUUUGAAAAUGUUAACUUCACAUACAGUCUAGAUGGACCUUUGGUGUUAAGACAUUUAUCUGUUUUAAUUAAACCAAAAGAAAAGGUUGGAAUAGUGGGAAGAACCGGAGCUGGGAAAAGCUCUCUGAUAGCAGCCCUCUUUCGCUUGGCGGAACCCGAAGGAAGGAUUUGGAUUGAUAAGUAUUUGACGUCAGAGCUAGGACUCCAUGACUUACGGAAGAAAAUUUCAAUUAUACCUCAGGAGCCUGUUUUAUUCACUGGAACUAUGAGGAAAAACUUAGAUCCUUUCAAUGAAUACACUGAUGAAGAGCUGUGGAAUGCCUUGGAAGAGGUGCAACUGAAGGAGGUUGUGGAAGAUCUACCUAAUAAAAUGGAGACGCAGCUGGCAGAAUCUGGGUCUAAUUUUAGUGUUGGUCAGAGACAGCUGGUGUGUCUUGCCAGAGCGGUUCUAAAAAAAAACCGGAUCCUUAUCAUCGAUGAAGCAACAGCAAAUGUAGACCCAAGAACAGAUGAGUUCAUUCAAAAGACCAUCCGUGAAAAGUUUGCUCACUGCACAGUGCUGACCAUUGCACACCGCUUGAACACCAUUAUUGACAGUGAUAGGAUUAUGGUUUUAGAUGCAGGAAGAGUGAAAGAGUAUGGUGAACCUUACAUUUUGCUGCAAGAACAAGAUGGAUUGUUUUACAAAAUGGUGCAACAAGUGGGCAAGACUGAAGCGGCUUCUCUGAUAGAAACAGCAAAACAGGUGUACUUCAGUAAGAAUUACCCAGAAGUUGUUCAGAAUGGUCAACUUGCCACAGAUUCCUCCUUGGAUCCUUCCUCAGGAUUAUGCAUAACUGAAACUGCACUGUGA
Molecule: messenger RNA, 2727 nt
Organism: Cariama cristata (Red-legged seriema)
Lineage: Eukaryota; Metazoa; Chordata; Aves; Cariamiformes; Cariamidae
Gene: ABCC4
Product: ATP-binding cassette, sub-family C (CFTR/MRP), member 4
Exons: 23
Biological process (GO): monoatomic ion transport; transmembrane transport
Cellular component (GO): plasma membrane
Molecular function (GO): ATP hydrolysis activity; ATP binding; chloride channel activity
Source: RefSeq, a predicted model, not a curated record